This is a messenger RNA of Arachis stenosperma, 2055 nucleotides long. RefSeq names its product nifU-like protein 4, mitochondrial. Gene Ontology annotation, biological process: iron-sulfur cluster assembly. NCBI's taxonomy places the organism in Eukaryota, Viridiplantae, Streptophyta, Magnoliopsida, Fabales, Fabaceae. Gene Ontology annotation, molecular function: iron-sulfur cluster binding; iron ion binding. Bases 822 to 1643 code for a protein of 273 amino acids. Gene Ontology annotation, cellular component: mitochondrion. The transcript is spliced from 10 exons. The record is from RefSeq and is a predicted model, not a curated record.
CUCAAAAAAUAAAGGGCAGCUGAUCUCGAUAGGCACACGCUAAAACUCACCCUCUCCUCCCUCAAAAUUGAAAGAAGAAAGAAAAGAUGCGACGAACCCUAGCGGCGUAGCCCCCCAGCCCCGUAGCACGCAGCCGCCGUAGCCACCGCAGCCCCACAGCCCGGCAUAGCCCACCGCCACCGCAUCUCCUCUCCUCUGUUGGAGCUCUCUCUGUUUUCGCCGUGUCGCGCCGUCACUCCCCCUUCCUCUUCGCCGCCGAGCUUAAAGGUUUUGAGAACAAGCGAAGAGGUGAACUGAAAGUAAUAAAAGUUUUCCAGGUAUAUGGGUUAAGAUCGUUAGCUUCAAGCACAAAGCAUCAUAAUAUUUGAUAUGGAUAAAUCAUUAGGAUUGAGGAUAUCUGUUCCUACUUUCCUUUGACAGAACAUAUAUUCAUUAUUCAAGUGAUAAAGUUGAAAGUGGAAGAAAUGUUAUAUUUAUUUUGGCUGAGCUAUUUGACAAGUUUCUCCAUGGCUCAACCUUAGAUGAAUGCUAUUCAGCUAUUGCUGUUGUGGCAGGCUUGAUCUUCUUGAUGUGUGCUAAAGAUUCAUGACUGUGGUAUGCCUUGUCAAGCAGCGUGUUCAAGAGAUGAUGACCACGAAGGAAGUAAGACUGAAACCUUAGCUACGGAGUUCCAUCUGUUCGAGGCACGUAACAUAUUUUCUCCCUUAUUAGCCACGUGUCGUUAAGUGGUUGGUCUGUGACACCGCCUAACAACAAAAAGAACAAUAGAAAUAACCUCAGCUCCACCACCUUCACCGUCAGAAGAAACAGGAAAUUUAACGAUGAGAAACUUUUUCCGAUUAGCAGCACGGGCACGACAUCCCCUCCGAACGCCCAAAUCCGCGGCGGAGAACAGUGUAGUUUCCAUCAUCCACCCCGUGCGCACAACGGCGUCGUUUCACCGCCACUACCACAAUGCCUUUUAUUCCUCCGCCUCUCCACUACCAUCACUCAAAUCUUCCCCCUUCUUGGGAUUCGGAGGGCAAAGGAGGAACAUGUUCAUCCAAACGCAGCCUACACCGAAUCCUUCGUCUCUGAUGUUCUAUGCCGGGAAGCCUGUCAUGGAAGUUGGAAGCGCCGACUUCCCAAACGCGCGUUCGGCUAUGAAUUCGCCUCUCGCUAAAUCAAUCUUUGGAAUUGAUGGGAUUACUAGGGUUUUCUUCGGGUCUGAUUUUGUUACCGUGACGAAAUCUGAUGAUUCUUCUUGGGAGUUGUUGAAGCCUGAGAUAUUUGCGGCCAUUAUGGAUUUCUACUCCUCUGGUCAGCCGUUGUUUUUGGACUCUAAAGCUGCUGCAGCCAUGGAUACAGCUAUUCAAGAGGAUGAUUCCGAAACUGUUGCAAUGAUCAAGGAAUUGUUGGAGACUCGUAUUCGGCCGGCUGUUCAAGAUGAUGGUGGAGACAUUGAAUAUCGAGGAUUUGAUCCGGAUACUGGAAUAGUAAAACUUAAGAUGCAAGGAGCAUGUAGUGGGUGCCCAAGUUCUUCGGUGACUUUGAAAUCCGGCAUUGAAAAUAUGUUGAUGCAUUAUGUACCUGAGGUCAAAGGAGUUGAACAAGAACUGGAUGCUGAAGAUGAAGCAGAAGCAUUAAGUGGACAAAUGGAAUAGUAGAACUUGUUCCACAUUUACACUUUGUUUGGAUAUAGAAAAAGAAAAUGGAAGGAAAGAAAACAGGAGAAGAGAAAAUGGAAGGAAGAGUAGAUUUCUUUGUGUGUUGUUUGGAUGAAGAAAAAAUAAUGGAAAGAAAAUAGAGUUUUUUUUUUUUUGGAUACUUUGUAGAGUUGCAUGAAUUACCCUAUCCCUUAAUAGGAUAAUUGCUGGCCUUCACUUUAAAUUGCUGGCGAUUUACACAAUCACACAAGUGCCUAGGUAUUGUGGUAUAGUCCACAUCUACUUUAUGCCUGACUGAAGCCUAAGACGCUUGUAUUAAUUGCAUAACAGGGGCCACUCGUGUAAUGUAAUAAAAUCCCUUGAUUCAUAGUAAUUAAUGACCAUUGAAUAUGGAAAGUUGUCUGUUAAA